AUGGGGAGCAUGCAAAAGGUGUACAGCCGCCUGAACCUCCCCCUGCCGUACGACCCCGAGCUUCGUGGGCACCGAAACAACAACAUCUUCAGAAUGGCUAACUAUCGCGUCCGCACGGUCGGCAUCUCGCAGAUACGCACGACGUUUUCAGGCGAGAUGGAGCUAUGCAGCGAGUAG
Molecule: messenger RNA, 177 nt
Organism: Phytophthora sojae
Lineage: Eukaryota; Oomycota; Peronosporomycetes; Peronosporales; Peronosporaceae
Exons: 1
Coding region: 1-177 (58 amino acids)
Source: RefSeq, a predicted model, not a curated record